AUGGCCGGUCGCGAUGCCGCGGAGCCGCAAGGAGUUCAACGAGCCUAUUCUCCUCCAGGUCUGGAGGUCUCAACAAACGCGGAAGUCGAACAGGGGCUGGAGGUCUUCCACGGUGACGACGGUCUGCAGGUGGUCAAUUUUGGGCUGGACGGCAUUGGCGGGGAAUCCAAAAGCGAGGCACAGAUCAAAGAGACCGAGCGGAAACCUGCCGGGAAGAAGCUGUGGCUCAUCAUAGCAGGCGUCGUCUCGCUGCUCGUGAUUGUCGCAGCAAUCGUGGGCGGCGUUAUUGCAUCGCGACACAGACACACGUCAAGCCCUUCAGCCUCUUCAACCCCAUCGGCUUCUUCGACUCCCUCAAAACCGUCAAGCUCACCUAAUGCCGCUCACGAGCGCUCAGGCAUAGGAGUUACGGGAUGGUGGACAAGCUCCUCGAGCUUCAACAUCCGUCUCAUCUACCAGGGACAAGACGGCAAUCUACGGAUCAUGGGAUUUCACUCCGGGGAUGGCAAUUGGUCGACAUUGGCUACCCUCAAGGACACAAGCGCCAAGCAAGGCACUCCGAUAGCGGCAUCGUGCUUCAACGUUCCCGUCUUCUACUUCACCCCAGUGACGAGCAGUAAUAACUAUAUGCAAGUAGAGAUUUUCUAUCUCAACGACCAAGACGAGAUCCAGGAAUGGGUCUUCAGAGAGCAGCAAGACGUCACUUCAUCUUCAGCACAAACUCACAAUGGAAGCGGAAUCAUGUCGUCCAAAGGCUGGAAGGCGGGGGCCAACUCGAGACUCGCAUCAUAUUGGCCGAGCGUCAUCUAUCAGGAUGGCGAUAACCUUAUGCAAGAAGCUUAUUGUGCCAACUUGACCUGGAAUCAGGAGAAGGUAGGCCUCAAGUGCCAUGAAGGCUCGGCUUUUGCAGAGAUUCCAUAUAGCGUAAAUACAGCAGGGUCUGGAGGUGAGAGGAUCAUCUAUCAGCGGGACGACCAGAAGCUCCAUGUCGCGAAAAGGGCCAACUUGACCGACGAGUUGAGUACAGAUGCGCCGCCUUUCGCUGUCCCAGCUGACGCACCCAUGGGAGCAUUCACCGUUCCACGAGGUUCCAAUGCACCUCAUGGCGCCAUGAACACGUAUAUUCUCUGGCAAGGCGAUACCGGCGCUCUCCAGAUGACAUGGGAGGAUGACAGCACUGGAUGGCGAACCUCGUCAACGCCUGCAUCCCUGGGGAGUCCCGACAACGGCACAGACAUCUCUUGUCUCACGCCGACAAUCUGGUCCGUCACGUCUUUGCAGUCGGACUACGGCAUGGCUCGCUGCUACUAUCUGGUUGAUGGGCACAUACGAGAGGUGCACUAUGACGGCUCGAACUGGUCCGUGAUUGGCAACGUGCAAAUGGAUUGA
This is a messenger RNA of Trichoderma reesei QM6a, 1389 nucleotides long. RefSeq lists its product as uncharacterized. The transcript is spliced from 3 exons. The record is from RefSeq and is a predicted model, not a curated record. Lineage: Eukaryota; Fungi; Ascomycota; Sordariomycetes; Hypocreales; Hypocreaceae. The coding region runs from base 1 to 1389 and encodes 462 amino acids.